AUUCAGUCAGACAAAGUUCUGCAUACUUUAUUGGAUAUUUAUUCAAAACCAGUGAUCUAUAUCUUGUUGUUGAGGCUCCAAAUGUGAUAUCCAUCCUGAUUAUUUUACUAAGUGAUUCAGAUUCAGCUACCGUGAAGGUUGCUUGGGAAGCAUUGUCUAGUGUGAUAAGUUCAGUUCCUGAAGAAGUUCUUCCUUCAUAUAUAAAGUUGGUUCGUGAUGUAUAGAAACAUGCCGGGAGGACCAGUUCUAAUACCUGGUUUUUGCCUCUGGAAAGCUCUUCAACCUGUGCUUCCUAUUUUCCUCCAGGGUCUUACAAGUGGAUCUGCUGAAUUAAGAAAGCAAUCCGCUUUGGGCCUUGCAGAUCUUAGCAUAUUCCAUGAAGUUGAUUGGAAUCGAAUUGUAGUGGAUGAAGCAGACACCAUAAAAUCCUGGAGAACUAUGAGUGCUAGGGCUGCAUUCACAUUGUCUGCACAUUGCAGGUGGUGUCUCACUGGUACUCCACUUCAGAAUAAUUUGCCAGAUCUUUACAGCCUUCUGUGUUUCUUGCAUGUUGAGCCAUGGUGCAAUUGGGCAUGGUGGAAUAAGUUAAUACAGAGACCUUAUGAGAAUGGUGAUCAGAGAGCAUUGAAACUGAUCAAGGCAAUUCUUAGGCCAUUAAUGCUUAGGAGAACAAAGGAAACGAAGGACAAGGAAGGGAGGUAGUUCAUUGUCUCGUUUUCUUGAAAACUCAAAGUUUAC
Ipomoea nil (Japanese morning glory) is the source of this 738-nucleotide messenger RNA. Its product is annotated as putative SWI/SNF-related matrix-associated actin-dependent regulator of chromatin subfamily A member 3-like 3. Gene Ontology annotation, molecular function: ATP-dependent chromatin remodeler activity; ATP binding. The transcript is spliced from 5 exons. The record is from RefSeq and is a predicted model, not a curated record. Lineage: Eukaryota; Viridiplantae; Streptophyta; Magnoliopsida; Solanales; Convolvulaceae. Bases 217 to 702 code for a protein of 161 amino acids.